GUCACCGUCACACGGUGCAGUAAACGCCCACAGGUGCCCCAACGAUACACGAUAAUAAACGAGCUCGAAACCGAUGUUUUAUCGCGAGCGUGAUGCUGAUGUUGUGGAGCUAACAUGCUAACGUGUUCCCUUAGCAGGGAGGAGAGAGGCACCUGCCCUGGCAGAGGCUUCACUUUUACCCAGAGUUCUUGUGGAAUGGCAGCAGUUUGGCAGCAGGUUUUGGCAGUGGAUGCGAGGUACAAUGCUUACCGCACGCCUACAUUCCCACAGUUCCGAACUCAGUACAUCCGCCGACGCAGCCAGCUGCUCAGAGAGAACGCCAAGUGUGGCUUCGAGCCAGGGCUGCGCAAACAGUACCUGAGGCUGCGCAGUCAGCUGCUGGGGCAGCGCUACGGACCACUGUCUGAGCAGAGCAGCUUCAGGGCCAGCAGUGUGCGCAGCUCCCGCACCACUCUGGACCGCAUGGAGGACUUCGAGGAGGACCCUCGCGCCCAGGGGGCCCGUGGUCACCGGCGGUCCGUCAGCAGGGGCUCCUACCAGCUGCAGGCUCAGAUGAACAGAGCCGUCUACGAUGAGAGACCUCCAGGCAGCCUGGUGCCCACCUCGGUGGCCGAGGCCAGUCGUGCCAUGGCUGGAGACACGACUCUGAGUGAAAAUUAUGCUUUCGCCGGCAUGCACCACAUAUUUGACCAACAUGUGGACUCUGCUGUCCCACGGCUCCAGUUUGCCAACGAUGACAAACACCUGCUGGCCUGCUGCUCUCUGGACGGCUCCUUGUCCAUCAUGACGCUGUCUCCUUCUCCGCCCACUGUAAAGGUGACACUGAAAGGCCACGCGGGGCCCGUCACGGACUUCGCGUGGUCUCUGAGCAACGACAUCAUCGUGUCAACGUCGCUGGACGGGACGCUGCGCAUCUGGAACACGGAGGACGGACGUUGCAUCCGGGAGGUCAGAGACCCGGAAUCCAGUGAGCUGCUGUGCUGCACCUUCCAGCCGAUGAACAACAACCUGACGGUGGUGGGGAACAGCAAGCACCACCUGCAGGUGGUGAACAUCUCCACGGGGAAGAAGGUGAAGGGCGGCUCCAGUAAGCUGACCGGUCGAGUCCUGUCUCUGUCCUUCGACGCUCCGGGCAAGAUCCUGUGGGCCGGAGACGACCGGGGGAGCAUCUUCUCCUUCCUGUUUGACAUGGCCACAGGGAAGCUGACCAAAGCCAAGCGUCUGGUGGUGAACGAAGGCAGCUCCAUCUGCAGCAUAUCCGCCCGCUCCUGGAUCAGCCGCGAGGCCAGAGACCCCUCCCUGCUAGUCAACGCCUGCGUCAAUAAGCUGCUGUUGUACCGGGUGGUGGACAACGAGGGCGCGCUGCAGCUGAAGAGGAGCUUCCCCAUACAGCACGGCUCCCAGCUGGUCCACAGCAUCUUCUGCCCCCUCAUGUCGUUCAGACAGGGCGCCUGUGUGGUGACCGGCAGCGAGGACGCCUGCGUCUACUUCUUUGACGUGGAGCGUAACACCAAGGCCAUCGUGAACAAGCUGCAGGGCCACGGCGGUCCGGUGCUGGACGUCAGCUUCAACUGCGACGAGAGUUUACUGGCGUCGGCCGAUUCCACCGGCAUGGUCAUCGUGUGGAGGCGGGAGCAGAAGUAAAUCGUCCAUCUCUUCCAAUGCUGCCCCCUAGUGGUCCAUGAAGAUUCUUCAGUUGAAUGUAACUGUUGCCGUUAAACGUGUAAUGACACUAAAGUGCAAUCAGAUAGAACACCCUGCUGUGUACGUAGUAGAAGAUAAUUUAAAAAAAAUGUGUGUUGAAUAUAUGUGUUUGUGUGUGUGAGAAAGAGAGAGAGAUAGAGAGAGAUAGACCACACAUAGAGCUGCAGAUGAGAAAUUGCUUGUUUAAAAAAAAACAAAACAAACAGCACUACUCCCAUGCAUGUGUCAUGACUUCACCUCCGAUUCACUCAGAAAUGACUGGAUGCAUGUGAGAGAGCACGACAGCUUCCUUCCGGCCACACCCUCCACGGACACCUCCCCCCCGCCCCCUGGCGUAGCCGCUGCCGUCACACUUUUAAUCAAUCUUUAUGAAAGCGUCCGUCAGCAGCGUGAUCCAACUCUGUAGCGUGGCCUUAUUUGCCUUCAGUCCUGCCGUCGUCUGCUGUGCAUGAAAUUUUACCCAGAAUCCCUCAUCAUCCUGAGCGUACCAGUGUGGGUUUUAUCUGUGCGUGCGUGUAUGUGUGUGUGUUCGUGUACUUUACUCAAAAUGUGUGUAUUUUCCAUUUAUUAUAGCUGCACAUUCAUAUGUUAUUUAAUACACGUUCAAAAUAAAUUAAUCUUACUGU
Messenger RNA from Cynoglossus semilaevis (tongue sole), 2330 nucleotides. RefSeq names its product WD repeat domain 13 (gene wdr13). Gene Ontology annotation, cellular component: nucleus. Bases 115 to 1644 code for a protein of 509 amino acids. Gene Ontology annotation, molecular function: promoter-specific chromatin binding; protein binding. The transcript has 10 exons. NCBI's taxonomy places the organism in Eukaryota, Metazoa, Chordata, Actinopteri, Pleuronectiformes, Cynoglossidae. The record is from RefSeq and is a predicted model, not a curated record.